Messenger RNA from Ilex paraguariensis (yerba mate), 309 nucleotides. Lineage: Eukaryota; Viridiplantae; Streptophyta; Magnoliopsida; Aquifoliales; Aquifoliaceae. The record is from the annotation of a GenBank genome assembly.
AUGGAGAAAGAUUUACCGCGGGACACACUUAUUGACUGGUCCCACAUGGUAAUUGGGACCAAGUCAUGGCCGCUGACUGUUGGAUUCCACCUUGAGUGGUUGAUCCCUCUUAUAGAGUAUAUAUCCGUGAAACUUUUGAAUGGGGGGGCAUGGAUUUACGAGACGCGGAGACCGGUUAAAGAGACGACGCCGCAUCGAACGCAAAGUGGAAACAGGUUCCGCGUCGGCCAAUUCGAUGACGCCAUGUGUAAAUUAAAAUCUGACGAGUACGCGGACACGUGUACGUUCAGGCGAGAGCUCUAUGCAUGA